AAGCCGCUGCUGGGAAUAUAGACUGGGAACCAUCAGCCUCGAUCCACGCUGACUCCCAUCAGACACCUGUCCCGCAGGACUUGGGAUAGAACUGGAGGCGUCCGAUACAUCCUAGGGGGUGAGUCUGGAGCGGUGCAGAUGUCCCCGCGGUGCAGACGAGGUGCGGACCCCUCCACGUAUAUUAUACGACGGCCUCCUCAAGAAUGCAGCUUGUGACCGUCCUCAGUAUUAAGUGUGUCUGCUGAGCGUAAGAAAUAGAGGAGGCAUGAAUAACUCUGAGGUGUUUGACGCCGGGCCCUACAUGGUGCGGGGCCACAAGCAGCGAUGCCUGUCUGCCGUGGAGCCAGGUGUCCCAAGUGAACUGGAAAUUCAGGAGCACCAGGAGGAGCAAGACAUGUUCCUGGGGGUCCCAAUGAGGAGAUACGGACCCUCGAGGCGCUCGGUGCACGUCCGAGACUCCUUCCGAAGACACAGCUGGGAGCCGGGCAAGAGGACGCAGGAGGAGGAGGCCAACUAUGACAGCCUCAGUUUGAAGGGCCUGGAUGCUGAGGAGAUGGAGGAGAACAUGGGGUACAAUCGAGACCCCCGACGGACCCCUAUUAUACGCAGCACUGAUGAGUUAGAGUCUUUGCUGUCGCUUCGAGGGGAAGACAUGGAGGUGACACAAGAGGAACACGCCAAAAGACUCCAGGAAUACCUGUCACAGGUCUACUGCUACAGCCCCCUGUCCAAGUCCGUGUCCAUGACUGGGAUUGAUGAUGUGGUCCUGUACUCACACAGAAAUCUCUUGGGGAAUGGGUUGAGCGCGGUCAGCUGCGGGGAGUUUGACGUCCUGGAAGCUGAUGAGAAGGAGAACAGGAACAAGGAGGAAUCUCGUUUUGAGAGGACAUUGAGCUUCAUCAAGAAGUUUUCAGGAGGGAAAAGUAAGAAUAAAGACAAAGAGAAAAUGAAGGAGCGAGAAAAGGACGCCAAGGACACCCGAUACACUAAUGGACACCUCUUCACCACCAUCACCGUGUCCGGGACCACUAUGUGUUUCGUCUGCAGCAAGAGCAUCACAGCAAAGGAGGCUCUUAUUUGUCCCACGUGCAGCGUUACGAUACACAACCGCUGUAAGGACGCCCUCCCCAGCUGCACGAAGGUGAAGCAGAAGCAACAGAAAUUGGCUUUCCUGAAGAACAGUUCGGCUCUACAGAACGUGUCCUUAAGGAAUAAAUCCACUACAUUAAGGGAGAGACCCAACUCUGCCAUCUACCCAUCUGACAGCCUCCGACACUCCCUGCUAGGCUCACGCCGGGGGCGGCCAUCUUUAUCUCUAUCCAAAAGUGUCUCCACGACCAACAUUGCAGGGAAUCUGAACGAUGAGAGCCCCCUGGGAAUACGCAGGAUACUGUCGCAGUCCACAGACUCCCUGAACAUGAGGAACAGAACGCUGUCUGUGGAGUCUCUGAUUGAUGAAGGAGGAGCCGAUCUUAUCUGCAGUCAGCUGAUGAGCGAUUUUGCAACAGAUGAGAAAGAGUUUGAGGCAGAUUCGUGGAGCACAGCGGUGGACAAUAAUUAUCUGCAGCAGCACAAGAAGGACGUGAUGAAAAGGCAGGAUGUUAUAUAUGAACUUAUCCAGACCGAGGUCCACCAUGUCCGCACAUUGAAGAUUAUGACCAACUUGUUCCGAAAAGGGAUGCUGGAGGACCUGCAGAUGGAUCCAGCGCUGGCGCAGAAGAUGUUUCCGUGUGUGGAUGAGCUGAGUGACAUUCAUAUCCGCUUCCUCAUUCAACUCCUUGAGAGGCGUAAGGACUCGCUGGCGUCUGACAGCAACAAGAACUUCGUCAUCAACAAGCUGGGUGACAUCCUCAUAAAUCAGUUUUCAGGGACCAACGCAGAACAUAUGAAGAAGGCUUACACGGAAUUCUGCAGCCAGCACCACAAGGCUGUGAAACUCUACAAGGAAUUGUUCUCCAGAGAUAAGAAAUUCCAGCAGCUGAUACGAAAACUGACUCGUUCCCAGCUGCUUCGGAGACAUGGAGUACCAGAGUGUAUUCUUCUCGUCACCCAGAGAAUCACCAAGUACCCCGUCCUCAUCGAUCGCAUACUGCAGAAUUCUAAAGGUGAUGAGGAAGAGCAUCAAGACUUGGCUUCCUCCCUGACGCUCGUGAAAGACCUUCUUUCUUCCAUCGACCUGGAGGUCUACAAUAACGAAAAAAAUCUGCGUCUGCAAGAGAUCUACCAGAAAGUGGACAGCAAAUCCACAGCCUUGGUUCAAGGAAAUUACUGGUUUAGCAAGGAAGAGCUCCUGAGACGAAAGUUGGUUCACGAAGGUUCCUUGCUGUGGAAGACGGUUGCCGGACGUUUCAAAGAUGUUAUUAUGCUGCUAAUGACUGAUGUCCUCGUUCUACUCCAAGAGAAGGACCAAAAAUUCUACUUUCAAACCAUGGACAGAUCACCCAUUAUUUCCUUACAAAACCUCAUUGUACGUGACAUUGCCAACCAGGAGAAAGGAAUGUUCUUGAUAAGUGCCAAGCCUCCUGAGAUGUAUGAGGUUCAUGCUGCUUCACGAGAAGAUCGGAACACAUGGAUGAAACUCAUUGCACAAUCGGUGAAAGUAUGUCCCAAGCGUGAGGAUUUCCCAUUGAUUGAGACCGAAGUAGAGGCCAAACUGAGAAAGCUGAAAGAGGUCAUACAGCAGAGGGACAGAGAAGUAGCAGACAUCCUUGAAGAAAAGGUGACCCUCUUCACUAAAGUGCUCCAGCUGCAGACAGGAGAAGAUGUCCCCAUGGGUGGUAAUACUCGGAAACUCUUCAGGACUGAGUCAACAGACAGCUAUCGAGGAGAGAAACUCAUCACUGAAGCCAUUAAAGAAGUGGAAGCGCUCAAGGAUGUGAUAUUUUCAAUUGGAACAGAGCAGCUGUCACUUAAAAUGGACCACAACCAUGUAUCUUCAACCACUAGUUACACUGCAUAUACAGAAACCAGCAGUGUAAAUGGAUCCCUAGAUUCUAACAAAGAUGAAGAUCAAAAGGAUCGUAAUGGGAACCAGCUGCAAAAUAAAAGUCCACAGGAGGAGGCUCUGCAGAGGAUUUCCAGCUUGUACAACUUAUUGCAUGGCCUACAGGUUGUGGUCACCCAGCAGGACAGCCUUUUGAGUGUCCAGAUCCAAGACGGCAGUGAAAAGAAGGAAAGUCUGUCCCGUGCUAAUUCCAGGGACCUGACGGUGGCCGAGCCCUUGUCCAAGAGCAUUGAUAAACCUGGGACGGAGCUGACCCUGCUUCAGCGGCAACACACUCUACUUCAGGAGGAGCUGCGGCGCAGCAGGAGGCAGUGUGAAGAGCGGGCUCAGGAAGCAGGGACUUUGGAAACUCGUUUGAGGGAGACUGAGCAGGCCAGGACCAAACUGGAACGAGAGCUGGAAGAAGCAAAGCGACAACUUGCCCAGGUGCAUAGAGAAAGAAGCAAUAGUGGAAUUGAGAUUGUCAGGGUUUCCAGACCAAGUGACCCCAGGAGACGUAGCCUGCCCGCUGGAGAUGCCCUAUACCAAACAUUCACACCUCCUCAGUCAAACAACGACCGACGCUCCACCAUCGCAGAUGGCCCACUACCCAUUAUCACAUUUCAAGAUGAUUCAGACCUAAAAGAUGACUUGAGUGACCUGACCGAGCUUGAAAGACUGCCAGAGACGGCAGACACCGAGUCCUCUGAAGAAGAGGGUGGUGGUCCGCCAACGUCUCCGUCAAGCGCACGAGAGUUUCUGAGAAUGCAGGACAUUCCAGAGGAGGCAGAGAGCAUUCAGGACCUUAGAGAUGCAGAGAUUGGCUCUUCAGAGAGUUGAAGAACUUGGGUUUCGUGACCAUUGCAGAUGCAAGAUGGACGAACUGCUCCACCCUGGGGAGUGGUGAAAUAAAGUGACUGAUACUGUUAGUGGAGAAAGAAAUGUCUUUUCCCUCACAGAUUUCAUAGAAUCAAAUGAAAACACUUUUUUUGUUUAAAUUUUACCAAGUGUUGCUACACGCAACUGGGAGACCAAUACAGGCCAACAUGUGGGGGUAGGAGAGUCCGUCUCGUGUGUCAAAUAAUGACAUAGACCCUUGUUGACAGCAGUUGGUUAAUUUUGCAGAAAUUUAGUAAAAGUAAAAACAAAACAAAAAAAACACUGAUUACUUGGUGCUACCAAGUGAACCCUUAAAAUUACAACUACUAAAGUUUAAACUGGAAGAAGAGGAGAAGCCGAUCUCCUCAAAUCCAGGAAACAAAUCCAAAACAUUUUGGAAGGUAGGAUGGCCACACAAAAUAGAUGACACUGUCGGCCAAACGCACCGAAUUUGGCCAAACGUGUCCUGACUCUCCCUGUCAUUGGACGUCAGGCAGA
Bufo bufo (common toad) is the source of this 4360-nucleotide messenger RNA. RefSeq names its product Rho/Rac guanine nucleotide exchange factor 2 (gene ARHGEF2). Bases 266 to 3823 code for a protein of 1185 amino acids. The record is from RefSeq and is a predicted model, not a curated record. Lineage: Eukaryota; Metazoa; Chordata; Amphibia; Anura; Bufonidae. Gene Ontology annotation, molecular function: guanyl-nucleotide exchange factor activity; microtubule binding. Gene Ontology annotation, cellular component: ruffle membrane; cytoskeleton. Gene Ontology annotation, biological process: regulation of Rho protein signal transduction; positive regulation of neuron differentiation; actin filament organization. The transcript has 28 exons.